AAAUACUUCCCUUUCUUCCCUUAAGCAGGAGGUUUUAUUUAAAGUUAAAGCUGUUUAUUUGGCAUUCAAGGGGGGACCCCAUUGCUGAGGAGCCACAGCCAUGAACGGCCUUGCAGCCCUGUGUCGAAGACACCAGUCUGUCCUUCUGGUUCUGUUUCUUCUGCAGAUUCAGAGCUUGGGUCUGGACAUCGACAGCCGUCCUACCGCAGAUGUCUGUGCCACACACACGAUCUCACCAGGACCCAAAGGCGAUGAUGGUGUGAAGGGCGACCUGGGGGACGAGGGGAAGCACGGCAAAGUGGGCCGCUCGGGGCCAAAAGGAAUUAAAGGACAACUGGGGGAUGCUGGAGACCAGGGCAACAUUGGAAAGACUGGGCCCAUUGGCAAGAAGGGUGACAAAGGGGAAAAAGGUUUGCUUGGAGUUCCUGGAGAAAAAGGCAAAGCAGGUACUGUCUGUGAUUGUGGAAGAUACCGGAAAGUUGUUGGACAACUGGAUAUUAGUGUUGCUCGACUCAAGACAUCUAUGAAGUUUGUCAAGAAUGUCAUAGCCGGGAUCAGGGAGACGGAAGAGAAAUUCUACUACCUCGUGCAGGAGGAGAAGAGUUAUAGGGAGUCCCUGACCCACUGCAGGAUCCGGGGGGGCAUGCUCGCCAUGCCUAAGGACGCAGCGGCCAACACGCUCAUUGCUGACUACGUGGCCCAGAGUGGCUUCUUCCGGGUGUUCAUCGGAGUGAACGACCUGGAGCGUGAGGGCCAGUAUGUGUUCACCGACCACACACCACUGCAGAACUACAGCAAUUGGGGCGAGGGUGAGCCCAGUGACCCACACGGGCACGAGGACUGCGUGGAGAUGCUGAGCUCAGGCCGAUGGAAUGACACUGAGUGUCAGCGCACUAUGUACUUCAUCUGUGAGUUUGUCAAGAAGAAAAAGUGA
Molecule: messenger RNA, 934 nt
Organism: Carlito syrichta (Philippine tarsier)
Lineage: Eukaryota; Metazoa; Chordata; Mammalia; Primates; Tarsiidae
Gene: COLEC10
Product: collectin subfamily member 10
Exons: 6
Coding region: 101-934 (277 amino acids)
Source: RefSeq, a predicted model, not a curated record